Messenger RNA from Mycena indigotica, 1149 nucleotides. Its product is annotated as Alpha/Beta hydrolase protein. Gene Ontology annotation, cellular component: extracellular region. The transcript has 2 exons. Lineage: Eukaryota; Fungi; Basidiomycota; Agaricomycetes; Agaricales; Mycenaceae. Gene Ontology annotation, molecular function: cellulose binding; hydrolase activity. The record is from RefSeq and is a predicted model, not a curated record. Bases 1 to 1149 code for a protein of 382 amino acids. Gene Ontology annotation, biological process: carbohydrate metabolic process.
AUGCAUAAAGAGUUCGCUGGUCGAGCUCACCAGUUAUUCGCCUUGGAUAUGCGCGUCUUAAGCUUGAAAUCGUUCGUUGCUGCAGCGUUAUUUGCAUGGAGCGCUCGCGCAGGGACGACCAUGACGGUCAGUAACUGGGGCGACAAUCCAUCGCAUUUGCCUGCUCUAUUGGUCUAUACUCCGACCAACAUCGUUUCCAACCCGCCAAUCGUGCUCGCUCUCCACGCUUGUGGAGGAAGUGGCUCGCAAUUCAUGUCUUCAUUCAACAUCCCUGCCUACGCCGACCAGCUCGGUUUCCCUAUCCUCUAUCCGACUUCCAAUCCGGAGCUCGGCUUCAACUGCUGGGACUGUUGGUCAACCCAAACGAAUCUUCACAACGGGGGUGGUGACUCGCAAGGUCUUGCCGCGAUGGUUGGGUGGGCCAAGACCCAAUUCAAGAGUGAUGGGUCGAAGGGAGUGUUCAUCAUCGGGGCCUCUUCCGGAGCUAUGAUGGCCAACGUUAUGGCUGCGACAUACCCAGACCUCUUCAAGGGCGCUGCUUCGUGGUCGGGUGUCCCCGCCGGCUGCUGGCUCAAUGCAACAUCCAGUACUCCCCUUACUCCCGAUCAGACCUGUCCUUUGGGCCAGAAAGCAUCUACUUUCUCUGCCGCUCAGUGGGCCACGCUUGCCAAGAACGCAGACCCGAAUUACUCUGGCCCCCGCCCGGCGAUGCUUAUUGCGCACGGCACCCAAGACUCUGCUGUCUCUAUCCUCAAUCUCAACGCCCAGCUGGCACAGUGGAGCACAGUUCUUGGCCUCAGCUUCAGCCAGAACAUAACCAACGACCCGACGUCGACCUGGAAACGCAUUGUGUACGGUGACGGAACAAAGUUGAUUGGUUUCGAGGUUGCGGGUGGGGGGCACAUUCCGCCCUUCCAAGGUGAUGCUGUUUUCAAGUUCUUUGGGUUGCUUGGUGGCAACGGCGGAACGGGGACAACGACAGUUAAGAGCUCUACAACCGUCACGACAACGACGACGAGCUCUCCACCAACCGGCUCACAAGCGAAUCAUUGGGACCAAUGUGGAGGCCAGGGCUGGACAGGCGCGACUUCUUGCGUGUCUCCAUAUACCUGCACCCAGUUGAACCCAUACUACUCUCAAUGUUUGUAG